This is a messenger RNA of Penicillium canariense, 1257 nucleotides long. Its product is annotated as zinc-binding alcohol dehydrogenase family protein. The coding region runs from base 1 to 1257 and encodes 418 amino acids. The record is from RefSeq and is a predicted model, not a curated record. Lineage: Eukaryota; Fungi; Ascomycota; Eurotiomycetes; Eurotiales; Aspergillaceae. Gene Ontology annotation, molecular function: oxidoreductase activity, acting on NAD(P)H. The transcript is spliced from 4 exons.
AUGUCAACCACUACUUGUCUCCAGCUCGACAAGUUGCAGAAGAAAGCAACGAGCUUCCACCGCUACAUACUUUCUGGGCCCUCUAGCCCCUCAAAUAUCAUCAAAGAAGAGGAACAGACUCCAGGUACCCAGUCCGUGGAAGCACGACAGAGUGUGCUGCUUCUCAAAGGGGUCCGCGAACAGUACACCCUGGUGAAUGACCAUGCCAUUCCUGCCAUUCUGCACCCCGGGGAGAUCCUUGUAAAGGUCCUUGCAAUCGGGCUCAACCCGAUUGACUGGAAAGCACCCGCAUUCAACUUCGGCAUUCCAAGUUUACCAUGGAUAAACGGACGUGAUCUGGCUGGGCUCGUGUUGCAAGUCCCUAACGCGAACUCACGCGUUCGUGUGGGUGAUAUUGUUCUGGUUCCCUCAACAGAUUAUCGAGACAUCAGGAAAGCCGCCUUCCAACAGUAUGCGAUAGCCACAGAUUUCAAUGCGGCCCGCAUUCCAUCUUCGACUUCUAUAUAUGCAUCUGCUUCUCUUGGAGUAGCAUUCGUGGCCUCGGUGUUGGCUCUUGGUGUCUCAUUUGGACUAGACUUCUCUCUCCUCUCAAAGUCUCCUGGUCCUAAUUUACCUCAAAUCAUCAGUCACCUCGAUAAGCAAGAUAUUCCGGCCGAUAUACAUGAUGAGUGCUUUGCUUCAUCCGAGUCAGAAAGUCCACAACGCGGUGACUGGGUUGCAAUCUGGGGAGCCUCAACGACAACUGGUCUAGUGACUUUACAAUUAGCCAAGCUCAUGGGACUGCGGGUGAUCUGCGUCGCCGAUGCCGCGAGACAUGGAGCUAAGCUUCUGCAAUCUGGCGCAGACCUUCUAGUGGAUCGACACGAUACAGAUCGCGCAGUGGAGAUUAUCCUUGGAGUGACAGGAGGUAAGCUACGAUACGCGAUUGAUAUCGUCGGGAAGGACACGGCGACAUUGCUUGAGAAAACCCUCGAUCCUUCAGGGCACUCCCAUCUGCUAGGACUCACAGGUCUGCCCAAGGCGCGAAACCCAGGGAUCCGAUACCAUACUGUGCCUAUUAAGUUGUUCCAUACUGCACCAGCAGUAGGGGAGAGCAUGGUUAGCUGGUUGGAAGACCUACUCCAGUCGGGUACUCUAACUCUCCCUGAGAUUGUUCGCGCUGAGGGAGGAUUGGAGGGGAUCAAUGCGGCAUUGGAUAUUCUACGAAGUGGAUCGGUUUCCGGAAAAAGAAUUGUGGUUGGGCUUGACUCUGCAUGA